This is a messenger RNA of Coniosporium apollinis CBS 100218, 3114 nucleotides long. RefSeq names its product Ca2+-transporting ATPase. Gene Ontology annotation, biological process: manganese ion transport; calcium ion transmembrane transport; intracellular calcium ion homeostasis. Gene Ontology annotation, cellular component: endoplasmic reticulum; plasma membrane; Golgi membrane. The coding region runs from base 1 to 3114 and encodes 1037 amino acids. The record is from RefSeq and is a predicted model, not a curated record. Lineage: Eukaryota; Fungi; Ascomycota; Dothideomycetes. The transcript has 3 exons. Gene Ontology annotation, molecular function: ATP binding; P-type calcium transporter activity; ATP hydrolysis activity.
AUGCUCCCCUGGUACGCUUCUCAGGCUGACCCAAUCCUGACUCUGCAGUCGAUAACCUCUGCUUUCUCCGUCCUAUCUCCCGAAGCCACGGCCGAACGAUUGACCACCUCCCUCACCAUCGGCCUGCCUCAGACAGAAGUGUCGGUGCGGCUACACGACUAUGGACCCAACGAACUACCGCACGAGGAACCGGAACCGCUAUGGCUGCGGUUCCUCAAGCAGUUCAAAGAAACACUCAUACUGCUACUCCUUGGUUCGGCGGCGGUAUCCUUCCUCAUGGGCAAUCUGGAAGACGCCAUCAGCAUUACGGCAGCGGUGACAAUCGUGGUCACCGUAGGCUUUGUCCAAGAGUACCGAUCCGAGAAGUCGCUCGAGGCAUUGAACCAGCUGGUACCUCAUUCGGCGCAUGUCAUACGCGGUAGUAGUGAGCCGGCGUCGCGAAGGAAGCGGUCUAGGGCCAAUCGAGAAGAUGACCCCGGCAUAGAGAUGCAGAAUCUAGGGGACACGGCCGCCGACCUUGAGGCUGCGGAGCGGGCAUCGAAGACCAUACCAGCCUCGCAGCUUGUUCCUGGCGAUUUGGUACUCUUCCACACAGGCGAUCGCAUUCCGGCCGACAUCCGCAUCACGCACGCCGCUGACCUCACAAUCGAUGAGUCGAAUCUUACCGGAGAGAACGAGCCUGUCGCGAAGUUCCCCGACGCCAUCGGAUCCGCUGGCAGCUCUCGUGGCAUAGCAACACCUUAUGCUCCAUCUCCUUUGUACGCUUCCCCAGCCACCGGAGCUGUUGGCGCAGAUAUACGACUAAAUGACCAGACCAACAUCGCCUUCAUGGGCACGCUGGUGCGGUCGGGGUACGGUCAAGGCCUUGUGAUAGGAACAGGCCCAGACACGGAGUUUGGAGCAAUCUCGACUUCCCUACAAGAGAUAGAAAGCCCUCGGACACCACUACAGUUAUCAAUGGAUCGCCUAGGGAAAGAGUUAAGUUACAUGUCAUUCGCAGUCAUCGCCUUCAUCAUGCUAGUGGGCAUGUGGCGAGGCUGGCAAUUCCUGGAGUUGUUCCAGAUCGGCGUGUCACUAGCAGUGGCUGCCAUACCGGAAGGUCUACCGAUUAUCGUUACCGUCACAUUGGCACUCGGGGUGCUUCGGAUGUCCAAGCGGAAUGCCAUUGUCAGACGGCUCCCGAGCGUCGAAACGCUUGGCUCAGUCAAUGUUGUAUGCAGUGACAAGACAGGCACUUUGACCACGAAUCACAUGACCGUUACCAAGUUGUGGCAUUUCGACGAAGUUGCACCCAUCGAUGUGUCGAAGAAGGAAAGGUCAUAUGCGCUCGACCCUGCGACUCGCACCAUCUUGAGGAUUGGGAAUAUUGUCAACAACGGACGCCUACUCCAUCCUGAUUCAAAUAGUCCCUCCACAGCCGCUUCAGCAGCAGUCUUAUCAUCUACGAUGGGCGAUGAUGCCUCCAACCUCAAGAGUCGAUGGGUCGGACAGCCCACGGACGUCGCUCUGCUCGACUUGCUCGAUUCCUUUGGCGAAGAUGAUGUUCGAGAGCGGAUUGGCAGCCGGCGCAAUGAGACUCCUUUCAGCUCGGAGCGCAAGUGGAUGGGAGUCGUGGUCCAGGGCAACCCGGCAGCCGACUCUAGCAGCGUCAGCGACGUCGCCUAUAUCAAAGGUGCUCUCGAGAAGGUCCUCGAACGGUGUGACACCUACAUCACCGCUCAGGGCCGAGAAGUCGUGCUAGAUCAGAACAGAAGACAAGAAGCUAUCAAGGCGGCAGAUUUAAUGGCCCAAGACGGCCUGCGAGUGCUAGGAUUUGCCAGCGGAAGUACCCGGAAGCACGGUAGCGUAGGUUCCCAGCUCAGUGCCCAGCUCGGUUCUAGAAGUGGUACAUCUACGCCUCUAGACCGAAGCGGCACGUUACCGCCAAAAGAAGAGGACCCUUAUCAUGGCCUAGCUUUUGCAGGUCUGGUUGGCAUGAACGAUCCACCCCGAAAGGGUGUUGACCGGUCUAUUCGCAGGCUGAUGGCUGGUGGUGUAAAGGUCAUCAUGAUCACCGGAGACGCUGAGACUACCGCCGUUGCGAUAGGCAGGAAGCUCGGCAUGCCGAUCAACAUGAACUCCGCCAUCGGCUCUGCGGUGCUGCGCGGCGAUGAGCUCGAUCGGAUGUCCGAAGAACAGCUCUCACAAGCGAUAGCCACCACCUCCAUCUUUGCUCGCACAAGCCCCGAACACAAGCUCAAGAUCGUCCGAGCACUGCAGUCCCGCGGCGAUGUCGUCGCCAUGACCGGCGACGGCGUAAAUGACGCGCCUGCCCUCAAGAAAGCCGACAUUGGCAUCUCGAUGGGCAAGCUCGGCACGGACGUCGCGAAAGAAGCAGCCGACAUGAUACUAACGGACGACGACUUCUCAACCAUCCUCAGCGCCAUCGAAGAGGGCAAGGGCAUCUUCUACAACAUCCAGAACUUCCUCACCUUCCAGCUCAGCACCAGCGCCGCCGCGCUCAGUCUCGUCCUCCUCAGCACCUUCCUCGGUUUCCCGAACCCGCUCAACGCUAUGCAGAUCCUCUGGAUCAACAUCCUAAUGGACGGCCCGCCCGCCCAAUCCCUUGGCGUCGAGCCCGUCGACCCAGCCGUAAUGACGCGCCCGCCCCGCUCCAAAACCGCGCGCGUCUUGACGCGGCCCCUGCUCCAACGCGUCCUGCAAUCCGCAACAAUCAUCAUGCUCGGCACGCUCAUGACCUACAUCCGCGAGAUGUCGAUCGACGGCCAAGUGACUGCCCGCGACACAACCAUGACAUUCACCUGCUUCGUGCUGUUCGACAUGUUCAACGCGCUGACGUGCCGCAGCGAGGCGAAAUCGGUAUUGCGAGGUGAGAUCGGGCUCUUUGAGAACCGUAUGUUUAAUUUUGCGGUUGCGGGGAGUUUGGUCGGGCAGAUGGCGGUGGUGUAUUUGCCUGUGCUGCAGAGGAUCUUUCAGACCGAGGCGCUGGGGGCGCUGGAUCUGGUCUAUUUGUGUGCGGUUGCGAGUUGUGUUUUUUGGGCGGAUGAAGGGAGGAAGGCGUAUAAGCGGUGGAGGAGGGGGAGGGGGUUGGGUGGGUAUAGCGGUAGCGUGUGA